AUGAUUUCUGGUAUGCUGGGAUGGAAUGCAAAUGGAGCCGGGAUUGGUGUUGACAGAGUCAUUGAUUGUGCAGAAGACCUGAAAGUGGGGUAUGGCACUCACGUGUUGUCGGAAGAAGCUGAUGACUGGUGGGUUACUACGAGAGCUAAGUUGGACGCUGAUGGUAUAGCAAUCACUUGGGCUAUAUUCAAGAGAGAGUUUCUGAGGAAGUACUUCCCUGAAGAUGUUCGAGGAAGGAAUGAGAUUGAAUUCCUGGAGCUGAGGCAAGACAAUAUGACAGUUCCAGAGUAUGCUGCCAAGUUUGUAGAAUUGGCAAAGUACUACACUCCUUACAACAAUGACGAGGCUGUUGACAAAAAGGGCAAGAAGCAUGUGGAUAGAUGUAAGCCAUAUGAUAGAGGUAAAGCGGUUGACUGGAAGAAACCUAGCGGGGGAGACUCUAGUGCUCUUGUCAGGUGCUACAACUGUGGCGAGGUUGGACACCGUAAGAAUGAAUGCAAGCUUGAACAGAAGAAAUGCUUCAAGUGUGACAGAGUAGGCCAUAUUGCCACUGAUUGUAAGAAGAAGACGGUAUUAUUUCCUGAAGCUGUUAGUGCUGAUGAUCUGAACAUGACAGCUAGACAAGUGAAUGAAGCUAUUGAGGACGGUGCAACGGUGUUUAUGUUGUUUGCAUUGAUGAACUUGAAGGAGAAGGUAGUACGUACUGAAUUACCAGUGGUAUGUGAAUUUCCGGAAGUUUUUCUAGAAGAUGUAAACGAGUUACCGCCGAAAAGAGAAGUAGAAUUUGCUAUUGAAUUGGUUACUACAGUAAGUUUAUAG
Vicia villosa (hairy vetch) is the source of this 819-nucleotide messenger RNA. RefSeq lists its product as uncharacterized. Gene Ontology annotation, cellular component: cytoplasm. Gene Ontology annotation, molecular function: single-stranded RNA binding; zinc ion binding; translation regulator activity. The coding region runs from base 1 to 819 and encodes 272 amino acids. Lineage: Eukaryota; Viridiplantae; Streptophyta; Magnoliopsida; Fabales; Fabaceae. The record is from RefSeq and is a predicted model, not a curated record. The transcript is spliced from 5 exons. Gene Ontology annotation, biological process: positive regulation of cytoplasmic translation.